AUGGCGGAUGUCGAAAUGAGCGACGCCCCUUCCGUAUCCAAAAGAGCAGAUGUUGCGAAUGGGAAAGGCUCCGAAGCCAAGAAAAAGUUUGAAGUCAAAAAAUGGAACGCCGUCGCACUCUGGGCUUGGGACAUUGUUGUUGAUAACUGCGCGAUCUGCCGUAAUCACAUCAUGGACUUGUGCAUAGAAUGUCAAGCCAAUCAAGCCUCCGCUACCAGCGAGGAAUGCACAGUGGCGUGGGGAAUUUGCAAUGCUAGAUCAGUCUGCCCUCUUGAUAACCGUGACUGGGAGUUCCAGAAAUAUGGCCGAUGA
Molecule: messenger RNA, 312 nt
Organism: Metarhizium acridum CQMa 102
Lineage: Eukaryota; Fungi; Ascomycota; Sordariomycetes; Hypocreales; Clavicipitaceae
Source: RefSeq, a predicted model, not a curated record